AUGUGGUUGAAGAAAAAAAUGGGUCUCAAACAAUGGAAUUACGAGCAAAUGAAAGGAGUCUUCUCUUCUACCUUCUAUCUCUCUCUCUCCUUUUUCAUCACUGCUCUCUUCUUGUUUAAGCUCGCAAGAAGCUCCAAACCCAAAACCAAUCUGAAUCUGCCUCCAUCUCCCCCAAAGCUACCAUUCAUUGGCAAUCUCCAUCAGUUUGGCACACUGCUGCCACAUCGAUCUCUUCGAGAUCUCUCUCUCAAAUAUGGUGAUAUGAUGAUGUUGCAGCUGGGGCAGAUGCAAACUCCAACCCUUGUGGUUUCAUCUGUAGAUGUGGCCACGGAAAUAUUGAAAACUCACGACCUAACCUUUUCGGACCGACCCCAAAACACCGCUGCAAAAAUCUUACUCUAUGAAUGCACAGACGUUGGCUUCUCAGUCUAUGGAGAAAAGUGGAGACAGAAAAGAAAAAUAUGCGUGCUUGAACUUCUAAGCACCAAAAGGGUGCAAUCAUUCCGUCACAUCAGGGAAGCAGAAGUUGCGGAGUUGGUGAACAAGCUACGUGAAGCUAGCUCGAGUGGUGCAAGUUGCGUGAAUCUAACUGAGAUGAUUAUGUCAACAUCAAACAAUAUUGUGUGCAAAUGUGCUUUUGGAAGGAAGUUUGGAGAAGAUGGUGACAAAAGAGUGAAAGAGUUAGCAAGGGAAACUAUGAUUCAUCUCACAGCAUUCACAGUGAGAGAUUACUUCCCUUGGCUGGGUUGGGUUGAUGUUGUCACUGGAAAAAUUGAGAAAUACAAGGCCACUGCUGGAGCAAUGGAUGCUUUAUUUGAUGAGGCAAUUACAGAACGUUUGAGGGCGAAAAGGGAAGGUGAACACUCCAAAAGGAAAGACUUCAUGGAUAUCCUCCUCCAACUUCAAGAGGAUGACAUGCUGAGCUUCGAGCUCACCAAAAAUGACCUCAAAGCACUUCUAGCGGACAUGUUUGUGGGAGGCACUGACACAACUUCAUCGGCGUUAGAAUGGGCUAUGUCAGAGCUUUUAAGAAAUCCAACUGUAAUGAAAAAAGUACAAGAAGAAGUGAGAAGAGUUGUAGGUCAUAAAUCAAAUGUAGAAGAAAAGGAUAUUCAUGAAAUGCAUUACUUAAAGUGCGUAAUCAAAGAAACUCUAAGAAUACACCCUCCAACUCCUCUUUUGGCUCCUCGAGUAACAAUGUCCGAUGUAAAACUGAAAGGAUAUGAUAUUCCAGCAAAAACAAUGGUCUAUAUCAAUUCAUGGGCAAUGCAAAGGGACCCCAAAUUUUGGGAAAAUCCAGAGGAGUUCAUGCCAGAGAGAUUUGAAAAAAGUGAAGUUGAUUUUAAAGGUCAAGAAGAAUUUCAAUUCGUUCCAUUUGGUUUUGGGAGAAGAGGAUGUCCUGGAAGGUACUUUGCCAUUGCUUCUAUGGAGUGUAUCCUUGCUAACCUUCUUUAUUGGUUUGAUUGGGAGUUGCCAGAAACUGAUACCCAAGAUAUAAUAGAUAUGGACGAGGUAUUUGGACUUAUUGUCUCAAAGAAACUACCACUUCUCGUUAAACCAAAAACCUUUUCAUUUUAA
Messenger RNA from Sphenostylis stenocarpa, 1578 nucleotides. The record is from the annotation of a GenBank genome assembly. Lineage: Eukaryota; Viridiplantae; Streptophyta; Magnoliopsida; Fabales; Fabaceae.